GCAGCCGUUUUUAUAGAAGAUUCUGACAAUUUGGGAAGUUUUAGCGCCCAAUGCGGGGGAACUUUGAUCAGCUCUGACUCUAUAAUCACAGCAUCUCAUUGUGUAGUAGAGGGCGGCCGAGCCUUAGCCCCCAAUCGGAUUAAAAUACGUUUAGGAGAACACAAUAUAUACAGGAAGACCAAAGACGACGCCGAAGUUGAUUAUAAUGUAAUCAAAGUGACGGCUCAUCCGGACUUUGAGCCCCAAACUUAUAAAAAUGAUGUCGCGAUCCUUCAAUUGGCGCAAAAAGUUCGUUUCAAUCGCCGGGUUUGGCCCAUAUGUCUGCCGUACGACACAAAAGUUCUGACAUCAGAAGACAAUAUCGGAAGAAGUGGUCAUAUAAUCGGUUGGGGAAAAGUGGAGUUCAAUGGAAAGGCCAGCGAAGAAUUACGCGAGGCUGACGUUACCAUUAUGUCCAGUAAAGAGUGCGGAAAGGCUUUCGAUAGGAUCGUCACGAUUACCGACGAAUACCUGUGCGCCGGAACUGUUGGCUCCACAAGAGAUAGCUGUCAGGGAGACUCUGGCGGUCCUCUCAUUCAAAUCGAUCCCCAGAAUAGACGCUAUUAUUUGACAGGAAUUGUCUCAUUUGGGAAAAGGUGUGCGACCCCUGGUUUUCCCGGUGUUUACGCCAAAGUCUCUCAUUUCUUGCAUUGGAUCGCAAACAAUAUUUAAUGCCAUUGUUUUUCAAUAUUUUAAUAUUUAUUAUUUAACUUAUUAUUACUCGCGA
Molecule: messenger RNA, 766 nt
Organism: Medioppia subpectinata
Lineage: Eukaryota; Metazoa; Arthropoda; Arachnida; Sarcoptiformes; Oppiidae
Source: the annotation of a GenBank genome assembly